AUGUGUUACACUUUAUCAUGGACCGUACCUCGACUUAGGCAAUACAUGUUGUAUCACACCACCUUCCUCAUCACAAAGUUGGACCCUUUGAAGUACAUUUCCGAGAAGCCAUCAUUGUCAGGAAUAGUUUCUCGUUGGAAAGUGGUAUUGUCUGAGUAUGACAUUGUCUACGUGUCCCAAAAGGCUAUAAAAAGAAGCAUAGUAACGAAAUUUAUGGUAGAUCGCGUGAAAGAGGAAUACAGGCCUAUAAGUUUUGAUUUCCCAGGCGAAGAGAUCAUGUCAAUUUCUAAGUACGAAGAAGAAAUUUGGAGGAUGUAUUUUGAUGGAGCAUCCAACAUGAUGGGGCAUGGGAUUGGGGCAAUAUUAAUCUCCCCAAGUGGACAGUAUUUUCCUGCUACAGCUAAACUUAUGUUCACCUAUAUGAACAAUGUAGCUAAAUACAAGGCAUGCAUUUUGGCACUUCAGAUCGCCAUUGAGAAAAACUUAGGGUUUUAA
Molecule: messenger RNA, 495 nt
Organism: Gossypium raimondii (Peruvian cotton)
Lineage: Eukaryota; Viridiplantae; Streptophyta; Magnoliopsida; Malvales; Malvaceae
Exons: 1
Coding region: 1-495 (164 amino acids)
Molecular function (GO): nucleic acid binding
Source: RefSeq, a predicted model, not a curated record